This is a messenger RNA of Amphiprion ocellaris (clown anemonefish), 1973 nucleotides long. RefSeq names its product methionine adenosyltransferase 2 non-catalytic beta subunit (gene mat2b). Gene Ontology annotation, molecular function: methionine adenosyltransferase regulator activity. The coding region runs from base 181 to 1146 and encodes 321 amino acids. Gene Ontology annotation, biological process: S-adenosylmethionine biosynthetic process. The record is from RefSeq and is a predicted model, not a curated record. Gene Ontology annotation, cellular component: methionine adenosyltransferase complex. The transcript is spliced from 7 exons. Lineage: Eukaryota; Metazoa; Chordata; Actinopteri; Pomacentridae.
GAAGAAGAAGAAGAAGAAGAAGAAGAAGAAGAAGAAGAAGAAGAAGAAGAAGAAGAAGAAGAAGAAUUAUCUCAUUCUGAAGCCACCGGGGUGAUUUCUGCUGGUUCUACUGGUUCAUCUGGUUCCUGCUGGUCUUGUCUGGUCUUGUCUGGUCCUGGUCUGUUAACAGGUUCGGGUCAGAUGCCGGGCUUUCAGUUCUCAGGUUCUCAGGAGGAGGUGGUCCCAGCUCCAAAGGUCCUGGUUACUGGGGCGACAGGCCUUCUGGGUCGGGCCAUGUGCAAAGAGUUUCAGAAUGGCGGCUGGUUGGUCAUUGGGACUGGAUACAGGAGAGCCAGGCCCCGCCUCCUCCGCUGUGACCUCAAUGAUGAGGACGCCGUCAGAGGACUAUUGCAUGAGUACAAGCCUGAUGUGAUCGUCCACUGUGCCGCUGAGAGACGUCCAGAUGUUGUGGAGAGACACACAGAGGCAGCUGUCAAUCUGAACGUGCACGCCACGAGCACGCUCGCCAAAGAGGCAGCUGUGUGUGGAGCUCUGUUCAUCUACAUCAGCACCGACUACGUGUUCGACGGCAGGAAUCCUCCGUACGGAGAAGACGACUCUCCCAAUCCUCUCAACGUCUACGGACGAAGCAAACUGGAGGGGGAGAGGGAGACACUGAGACACUGUCCAGGUGCGGUGGUGCUCCGGGUGCCCGUUCUCUUCGGGGAGGUGGAGUCGGUGGCAGAAAGCGCCGUGACGUCACUGUGGCUGAAAGUUCAGGAGGAGAGCUGCACCCUGGAUCACUGCCAGCAGAGGUUCCCCACUGACACCCGGGAUGUCGCCGCCGUCUGCCGGAAACUGUCCGAGAGAGCAAGGCAGGACUCGUCCAUCAGAGGAAUCUUCCAUUUCUCUGGUAAACAGCAGAUGACCAAGUUUGAGAUGGCCGUAACGAUCUCCCAGGCCUUCAGCCUGCCGUCCAAUCACCUCAUCCCUCUGACGGAGCAGCCGGCCGCCUCAGCUCCUCGUCCAAUCAACAGCCAGCUGAACUGUUCUCGUCUAGAGUUGCUGAACCUGAGUGUCGAGCCGCAACCGUUCGCUUCCGCCAUCAGCGACUGUCUGUGGCCAUUCACGCCGGACAAACGCUGGAGACAGACGGUGUUCCACUGAGACACAGACAGGUGGAGAGACAGACAGGUGGUCUAGAUGUUCAUGUAUGUUCAACCUGUUGAUGUACUGAAGUUAAAUCUUUGUUCCCUGAAUUCCGUCUGCAGGAAUCUGCACUGCUGAUGCUAUUAUCAAAAUAAAACUUGUUGGUUGACGAUGUGUGGAAACACUAGUGUAGAAUCUGAAUGACAAACUGAGACCAGAUUAAUAUAAAAUAUUUACCGUACACCUCGCUGUUAUAUAUAUUAUUAUUAUUAUUAUUAUUAUUAUUAUUAUUAUUAUUAUUAUUAUUAUUAUUAUUAUACUAUUUUCUAUAUAUGUGUUGGGCAUUCGGUUUUAUCAUCUCUUAUGCCAGAGGUCGGUGGUUUGAAUUUACUUUGUGAAAAACAUUUGAUCUGUCAAAAUAGAAUCGAACCAAACAAUAAAUGUUCAACAGAAAUAGAAAGUUGAGACUGAAUAAAAGUUACUGAAUCAAAAAAAUUAUUCUGAAAAAGUCAUCAUUCAAACAAAAGAUUUGUAUGAUCAUAUGAAGUUUUGACAGUAGUUUUGGGCUGAAGCACUCGGUGAUGCUGCUGAUUCAUCAUUCCACAUAAAAACAGAACAUUAGCUUCAGCUAGCGUCAGUGAUAUUUCUAAUCAUAACUUUAAAAACUGAUUUUGUGAAUAAAAGGAACAUUUUGAAAGUAAUUAGUUGAUAUGAUUAAGAUCUACAGUGUUCUCUGGAGGACAAACAAGCUGUUUUCAGAACUGCAUCUGAUGUGAAGGUUGAAGUUUCAACAUGUGGUUCUGCUAUUCGACUGUAAAUUAACAUUAAAAAUGGGAAAAGCUGAA